GAUUAUGAAGCGUACGGUGCAUCAAAGGACUGGGACGAAGACAAGAUGAGACAAGUGAUAAGGCUCCAUGUUUCUGACGACCUAAAGCCCUGGAUACGUGAACAAAUAAAGGCCAAGAGUACGUGGGUCGAUCUGAAAGCCGCUAUUGUCUCUGGUGCUAAAGCCUCCUGUGAUGUUGAAGAAAAGUUGGAGCAGUUAAAGAAUAUAAAGCAAAAAUCAAACGACACUUAUUACCCUGCCCAUCAUAUCGAAUUACCCGAUCACGUG
Messenger RNA from Racocetra persica, 267 nucleotides. The record is from the annotation of a GenBank genome assembly. Lineage: Eukaryota; Fungi; Glomeromycota; Glomeromycetes; Diversisporales; Gigasporaceae.